This is a messenger RNA of Malurus melanocephalus (red-backed fairy wren), 754 nucleotides long. It is a transcript of the gene CISD2, whose product is annotated as CDGSH iron sulfur domain 2. Gene Ontology annotation, biological process: autophagy of mitochondrion; regulation of autophagy. Gene Ontology annotation, molecular function: 2 iron, 2 sulfur cluster binding. NCBI's taxonomy places the organism in Eukaryota, Metazoa, Chordata, Aves, Passeriformes, Maluridae. Gene Ontology annotation, cellular component: intracellular membrane-bounded organelle; mitochondrial outer membrane. Bases 35 to 439 code for a protein of 134 amino acids. The transcript has 3 exons. The record is from RefSeq and is a predicted model, not a curated record.
GGAGCAGCCCGGGUCGGCGCGCGGGGGCCCGGCCAUGGUGCUGGAGACCCUGGCCCGCAUCGUCAAGGUGCAGCUGCCCGCCUACCUCAAGCGCCUGCCGCUGCCCGAGAGCGUCGGCGGCUUCAUCCGCCUCACAGUUUCAGAAUGGCUGCGGUUACUGCCUUUCCUGGGUGUGCUGGCCUUGCUCGGUUACCUGGCUGUUCGUCCCUUCCUCCCCAAGAAGAAACAGCAGAAGGAUAGCUUGAUYAACCUCAAGAUCCAGAAGGAAAAUCCAAAAGUAGUGAACGAGAUAAACAUUGAAGAUUUGUGCCUCACUAAAGCCUACUGCAGAUGUUGGCGUUCAAAGACGUUCCCUGUCUGUGAUGGUUCCCACAACAAGCACAAUGAAUUAACAGGAGAUAAUGUAGGUCCACUAAUACUCAAGAAGAAAGAAGUAUAGCAGAUGCUUAAUCUAGAUCAUGACUGAUAAGAAGUCUUUUAUACUGUUGUAGUUGCAAGGGACAGCGUUUUAUUAUGUGAUYGGUAUGAUUUAGUUUCAUGAUUGCUGUAGAUUUCUUUUUGGAAUAAACUUCAUUUAGACAGGGAUGAACUUGUCACUGUUUUGGUACCUUAUUCUGAGAAGAACUUUGCCUGCUUUGUAAAACUGUAAAGUACCUAUCUCUGUAAAUAAGUCGUUUAUUUCAACAAUAAAUUGACUUUCUACAAUUAAGCCUUUUUURUAUGAACAUAAAAUUAUAAAACCAUCACUAUUUCA